Marmota monax (woodchuck) is the source of this 4818-nucleotide messenger RNA. RefSeq names its product ral guanine nucleotide dissociation stimulator-like. NCBI's taxonomy places the organism in Eukaryota, Metazoa, Chordata, Mammalia, Rodentia, Sciuridae. The transcript has 11 exons. Bases 2336 to 3958 code for a protein of 540 amino acids. The record is from RefSeq and is a predicted model, not a curated record. Gene Ontology annotation, biological process: signal transduction.
AGCCAGCGGAAUCUCAGUGUCUCUGAGAGAACUUUUGGGGUGGGGGGCCGGGAUACAUUGAUGUGAUGACUCUGAUGCAGAGUCACGUGCUUCGAAUCCAGAUAGAGGUGCUCAGGAGCAGCCUGGGCUGGCACGUGGGUUCCCCACCUCCACACCCGUGGAACAUCUCAGGGCUCUGAGAAGCACAGCAGCCUGACCACGUGAGGGCAUCUGCUGUCUCUGCAUACAGUGAGCUGGGUUUUCUUCACGUCUCUCAACAAUUCCACAUAACACCAGCUCUGAACCCAGAGUCCUGGGCACUUAGUUGAGCUCCAUCAGCUCCCACCUCUCUCUACCUGACAGAGCCCUCCUGGCUCCCUCUGCACUCAUUACAUUGAAGAUGAAAACCUGGAGGGUGGGACUUCCCGUCAUCCAGAAGUUCCCAAACACAUUCCACUGUGUCAUUUGUUCCUGGAACCCAAAUGGUUGGGGUGGGCCACAGGCACCCUGGCAUCCAUGUGUGGGAACCAUGGUAGUAUAAUCAAGAAACAGGAAGGAGAGGGGUUGGACUGAUGUGUACAGAUGGCAGGGCAUAGUACAGAGUGGAAUGGAGAGUUCUCACCCGGGGUGAUUGUUGUGAUGUGCACAAAUGCUCUGCUGGUGCUGGGUGCCCCCAUGGUUUCCGGGGUCUUGAAAGGCUACAGAUGCCCACAGAGUGUUCUCAGAUGCACAUAGUGGGAGGCCCAUUGCCCACUACGUACCUGUGGAAGAAGUAGGAGACCCCCUUAGUGUGGAGGUGCCAUCUAGAAGGCAGUCUCACUUCUCUGAAAAACUUGAUUGGAAAAAAAGGGUAUGGACCUGUGCCCAAAGGGCCAUAUAUGCUCCUGGAAGUUGGUGGUGGAAAUAGUUCUCCAUCCAUUAAUCACUCCCUCACUCACUAAUGUCCUUGUGUCCUUGAGAAAGGCUCUCCCUUUCCUGGUUUUCCUGAAUAGAAAUCCUCUUGCAUCUUGAGUGAAUAGUGGUAUGCAUUGUGCAGAGGGUGUUGGUCCACUGAGCAUCUUAGAGACUGUCCUUUAUGGAGCCUUUAUGGGGAAUGAGGCCAGGGUCCUAACUGUGGUUAGUGUGAGGACACCGUGGUUUCAGCAGAGGGAAAGAAGGACAAGGGAAACUCAGAAGUCCCUUCAUGGCCCCUGGAGUUAGAGGACUUACCCCUUUGCACCUGGGAUCAGGAGACCUCAUUUCCUUGAGGACACGCACACUCAGGGGUAGGUCUUGAGUGUGGGGUCCUUACUGGGGUCCAGGGCUAUUGUUAGCCACCAGCAAUGACAGUGCUCUCCAUGCUCAGUGGAGCCAUUUUUGCCAGGAAAGAGAGCCCAUGGUCACGCCUUGUCCAAAGCAUCCCACGCCAGGGGCUCCCAUCCCUAGCACUCCUGUCCUGAAAGGAAGCCCCUCAGAGGCAAGGUGGGUCCAACCACCUCCCAUGUGUUCACUCAUCACCGUGUUCCAGCAGUCACCCCAGUUAACAGUCCUGAUGGGACUGGAUGUGGCUCAGAAUGUCACCCUCAUGAGCUCUACCCUGCUCCAGCUGCAGUUCUGCAGUGGGAGAAACACAAAACCUCAAAACACAUGCACAGGAAUGAAAAGAGCAAGAGCCAGAGCCAAACAGGCCAGGUGUGGCAAGGACAGCUGGAGUGCCUAGGUUGGGACUCAGAAUUAUGUCAGUGGGGUGGCAUUGCUGCUGGCACCAGCAUGAUAACAGAGAGCCAGCCCUGCUCAUUUUGGGGAGCAGUGUGUUGGGGAAGGCAGCAGAAAUUGAGAGGCAGGAUUGAGUUUGGCCCUAGGAGGAGGUUGGGUAAAAGGCCAGUGUGGGUUGGAGGGCCUGGGCAGAUAGAGAGAGGCCAGGGCACACCCCAAAGCCUGGAGACUGCACUUGAUGUCCAGGGUUGUGAGACACCACCUCCCCUCUAACUCACAACUGAGAGCAAGAGGCAUUGAUCAGUUCAGUUUGUGUGCGGCUGCAUCCAAGGUGGCUCGGCUAGGCACCUCUGUUUCCUCGACUCAGGAGGCUGGGAGUCCAGGCUCCACCGAGGCUCGGCUGGGAGGAUCAGAGUCUGAGUUCAUGCCUGUGUUCCUGGUAGGAUCCAUGUUGGCUAGCCUCAGUGUUUUUGUAAUGAGAGGAUGGGUGACUGUCAUGUCUUUAUCACAGGACACACUUGCUAAAUGGAUUUGUUUGCUCUGAGGAGGAAAGAGAGAGAGGGAAGUGGUGCUGGAGACAGGGAUGCAGACAGGGGUCAUGGACUUGGCAUAACUCAGUCUUGGAGAUGACAUCCCAUCACCUAUACCCACUUCAAUUCCCAUGAAUCCAGAGGCUGAGCCCCUUGAGGGUGAAAAUGAUCAGAACACGGAGGAGCCCUUCAGGGUACAGAGCCUUGAAUCUUACAGGCAGGACCAGCUUAGGAAUGAGCUCCUGCCUGACAUUUGUGGGAGGAACCUACAUUUCAGCAGCAACAUGGGGUUAAUCUCCUGGGAUUUCAUCCCCACCCAGCAGGUGCUGGAUCUCUUGUUCCCAAGUGCCUCACCUUCCUUCCCGGGGACCUGGGUGGACUUCUACACCGAGGCUUCCCAUCAGCCUCCAGGCUCUCUGAGUCUGCAGCUGCUGCUGCGAUCCAUGUGGCUCCUUCUGGGUGGCUUGAACCUGGAGCACCAAGCCCACCACCUGCUGGCCCAGACUGAAGAUGGCAAAUCAAGCCAGGCAGAGCCUGAGAGCCAGGCGGACUGGGCUACAAGCUCAGUUCCUGUCACGGCUCCUAAGCCAACCCCAGAGCCAGAGCCUUCUCCCUGGGAAGGGGCAGAGCCGGAGUCCAGGACAUCAGGGGUCUCCACUAGGAGCUCCUCACGGCCCCAGUACAACAAGCGGGUGGGAGGCAGCUGCCUCAUUCACGUCUACCUGGAAAACGAAAGGACAACAAAGUAUAAGAGCAUCCUGGUGACCUGCCAGGACAGGGUUCCAGUCAUUAUCCGCAGGGCCCUAGAUGCACACUUGCUCCAGCAGGAGGAUCCAGAAAACUUUGAGCUUCUGCAAAUUGUCUCGAACCAUCAGAAGCUGAGGAUCCCUGCUGAUGGGAACGUAUAUUACGCCCUGGAUGGCAGAGUGGAUUAUAACUUUCUUCUUCGGGAAACAGCUGCCAGCAAGUGGUUCAAGGUCAAGCCAAAGGAGUUCUUGGAGCCUUCUAUGGCAGUGGCAUCCAGGAUCCCAGCAGCUGUGAGCAGCAGCUCUGCAGUGGCUGCAGGACCAUUGCCCCAGGCCACCCAAAGCAAUGAGCGCUGCAUGAGAAAAGUCACCAGUAGCAGCUCCUCACUGCUUCACUCCAGCGAGCAGGUGGAAGACAGCCGCUUGGUUCACGUCCUCCUAGAGGGACAGAGCCCGAGGGAGACAAAGCGCAUCCUGGUGACCUGUCAGGAGAGGGUGACGAGCCUCAUCCGCAGGGCCUUGGACCAAAAUUUGUUGCAGCAUGAGGAUGUGGACAACUUUGAGCUGCUGAGAAUGAUGUCUCUGCAUGAGAAAAUCAAGGUCCCUGACCACUCACUCAUGUAUCUGUCCAUGAAUCCGCGAAUAAAAUAUCAUUUCAUCGUGAGGAAAUGCCCCCAGGUCAAGGGAAAGGAGUUCUCAGAAUCAACCUGCAAGUCCUCCAGGCCGCUUUCCCACAAGCUGGUGGGAGACACCUGCUUAAUUCGUGUCCACUUAGAAACACAAAGUCCAAAGAUGGCCAAGACUGUCCUGGUGACCUGCCAUGAUAGGGCUCCUGUCGUCAUCCGCAGGGCCCUCGAGCUACACUUGCUUACUCAGGAGAAGCCGGAGGAAUAUGAGCUGGGCCAAAUCAUCUCUCACCAUCAGAGUAAGUGGGACAAUCAGAUGGCAGGGAGCAAGGAUCAGGAUGUGGACUCAGGUCAAUUCUUAGCACCAAAGAGUAGUCUCUGAUCCCCAAGAACACUCCAACACGGUGUGUUGGGGCUCAUGCACAAAGCCAACUGCACUUCUGCAGGUGUAAGGUCUCGAGGUUCUAUGGUAUACCCCAGUGGCUAUUGCGGCCCUCCACCAGGUGCCCUCCUCUGGACAUGAACAGGCAUCCAAAGCUGACAUCAUUGAGGAGUGAGGUGGAAAGCCUCUUCCCAGGAGCCCUAUGGCUCCGUGGUCUGGGAUAGGAGUGGUUUCAGAGGGAAUGGGAAUGCAUGGGCUAAAGAUGGAACUGGCACUUUUGUGGACAGAAGCAGUACUACUGAAAGCCUUCUUUGUGACCAGAAAACCACUGCCUGGGCAGAGUAGUGCCAGGAUUCUAGCAAGCAGUAACUGGAUGAAAUUGGAAAGAAAAUACAGGCUGGGAGACAGCCUGAAUCAUCUGUUUUUGGAUAAAUUCCAUGGUCUUCCGCACCUGAGUCCACUUGCCAAGGAGUGAUCACCAUAGCCAGGUUAAGAACCCUCUAAAGUCAGGCCAAUGUAUUUUAUGCAAAGAACCCUCACACAAAACCCAACUUUGUGCUGAGGAAAAGGAGCCUCUCCCAAAAGAAUGAUGAAUGGAUCCAGCCUCAACCUCACUCUCGUCCUGUAAAGAAGGCUCCAGCCCUCCUGAGGAUGCUUGCAAAACCAUUCUACUGCUGUGUGCCUGGGCGGGGCUGAGGCAGCCCAGGAAUAUUUACAUUGAUUACUAUUUGCUUCAAAGUUUGAACCUAUAGUUUGUCAGUGUCCUUGACCUUGUUUAGUAAGACAGUUGUUACUCUAUCCCGUAUUUGCUGUUUCCAUUAAUAUAUUAUUAUUUUAAUAUAUAUAUAUAUUUUUUGUUA